Messenger RNA from Heteronotia binoei (common prickly gecko), 1615 nucleotides. It is a transcript of the gene LSM14B, whose product is annotated as LSM family member 14B. Bases 424 to 1578 code for a protein of 384 amino acids. Gene Ontology annotation, molecular function: mRNA binding. The record is from RefSeq and is a predicted model, not a curated record. The transcript has 8 exons. Lineage: Eukaryota; Metazoa; Chordata; Lepidosauria; Squamata; Gekkonidae.
GAGGAGCCAGGUGCGCCUGCGCGGCUCCGCUCCCUUCCCACCCCUUUCCCCCGCGUCUUCUUUCUCUCACGGCCCCCUUUUGAUCCCCCCUCCUCCUCACCCCUCCCCCCGCCGUCUGCCUCUGGCCUAUAAAAGCCGCGGCCGGCCGGGCUUUCCUUUCAGAGUCCGCUGCAGAGGCGAGCGCGGCUGGACUCGGCUGAGAAAAGAAAGCGACGCGCGUGAGGGAGGGAGGGAGAAGCAGGCGGGCGGACUACGACGGUGGCGAGGGCGGCCGCCGGGCCUUGAACAGUGUCGUCGUCGUCCUCCCCUCGAGCGCCGCUCGGCCUCUUCCGCCGCCGCCCCGAGUUCCUGCGGCUCCCCCGGGAGGUGCCGCCUGACGGGCCCUUCCUCUCCUCUGCCGCCGCGCCCCUCCCCGGCGGCGCCAUGAGUUCGGGGACGCCGUACCUGGGCAGCAAGAUCAGCCUCAUCUCCAAGGCGCAGAUCCGCUACGAGGGCAUCCUCUACACCAUCGACACCGACAACUCCACCGUCGCCCUCGCCAAGGUGCGCUCCUUUGGAACUGAAGAUCGUCCCACAGAUCGUCCUGCUCCCCCAAGGGAGGAAGUUUAUGAAUACAUCAUCUUCCGUGGCAGUGACAUCAAGGAUAUCACUGUAUGUGAGCCUCCGAAAGCGCAGCAUAACCUUCCUCAGGAUCCUGCUAUUGUCCAAUCUUCCCUGAGCUCUGCCUCGGCCUCCUCCUUCCAGCCGCACGUGCCUUACAGUCCCUUCAGAGGCAUGCCUCCGUACAGCCAGCUGGCCGCCAGCUCUUUAAUUAGCCAGCAGUACGCAGCUUCCCUGGGUCUAGGCGCUGCUUUUGCAUCUGUUCAUUCAGUGCGUAAAAGUCCAAUGGUGGAACAAGCGGUUCAGACGGGUCCCAUUGACAACUUGAAUCCCAAAAAGGCUCUUCCAAUCAAAGUCACCCCUGCCAUCCAGCGCAACGCACGGCCAAUUCCACAAAGCAGCAAGACAACUGAUACAGUUGAUCCAGCACCUGUCCAAACGCAAGUGCAGGUGAAUGAUGAGAAUAGAAGGCCCCAGAGGAGGAGAUCAGGAAACAGGCGAACCAGGAAUCGUUCCAGGGGGCAAAACCGGCCAGCUACUGCAAAAGAGAAUACAAUCAAGUUUGAAGGUGACUUUGACUUUGAAAGUGCAAAUGCACAGUUCAACCGAGAGGAGCUGGAUAAGGAAUUCAAGAAGAAACUUAACUUCAAAGAUGACAAAGUUGAGACGGGAGAAGAGAAGGGGGAACCCACUGUGGCUGCUGAGAACUGCGAUGGCAACGCAGACGAAGACCUCCUCGGACCCAACUGCUAUUACGACAAAUCAAAGUCGUUCUUCGACAACAUUUCAUCUGAACUGAAAUCCAGUUCCAGGCGUACAACAUGGGCUGAAGAGCGGAAGCUGAACACAGAGACGUUUGGCGUGUCUGGCCGGUUUCUUCGUGGCCGUAGCUUCCGAGGGGGGUUUCGUGGUGGAAGGGGAUCUGGUGCUGUGCGGCGGACUCAAGCAACGUCCAGAGUGGGGACAGGAAGGGUGUGAACCUUUCAGGCAAGGAAUCAAACCAUGAAAGACUCCG